Onychostoma macrolepis is the source of this 2291-nucleotide messenger RNA. RefSeq names its product gastrula zinc finger protein XlCGF7.1-like. The transcript is spliced from 3 exons. Gene Ontology annotation, molecular function: DNA-binding transcription factor activity; RNA polymerase II cis-regulatory region sequence-specific DNA binding. NCBI's taxonomy places the organism in Eukaryota, Metazoa, Chordata, Actinopteri, Cypriniformes, Cyprinidae. Bases 130 to 1266 code for a protein of 378 amino acids. Gene Ontology annotation, biological process: regulation of transcription by RNA polymerase II. The record is from RefSeq and is a predicted model, not a curated record.
GUGACGUCAUAAAGCUGCGCCGCGCUCCUGCAUCUGUUGUGAUUCGGCUGAAGAAAGGACAAAGCGUCCAAACACACAGAAAAACUCCUGCUGAAGCAACUGAGAUCCACGUGACACAAGAUUAUAAAGAUGCCAUUCAUUAAAAAGGAGAGUGAAGACUUGAAGAUUGAAGAAGCAUUCAGAGUCAAACAUGAAGAUACUGAGGAACAAACAAAGAUGGCGUAUAUUAAAGAGGAGAGAGAAAACAUGAAGAUUGAAGAAGCAUUCAAAGUAAAAGAUGAAGAUACUGAGGAACAAACAGACCCAAUGGCACUGAAAGACGAGAGAGACGUACUGAAUGAAAUUGAGGAGAAAGAUCAGAAUGAGAAUCUUCAUGAUUUCAUUACUGAAGAAAAAUCUUUUUGUUCCUUACAGUCUGAAAAAUCUUCCACACGAAAAAGAGCUCAAAAGACAGGAACUAGGAACUAUUUCAGUUGCUUUCAGUGUGGAAAGACUUUCAAUCAACAAGGAAAACUUAACAGGCACAUGAAAAUUCACAAUAGAGAGAAGCCUAACAGAUCCUCUCAGUGUGGAAAGAGUUCCAAUCAAAAUGGAAACCUUGAUGUCUACAGCCUUUUUACCUGCAAACAGUGUGGAAACAGUUUCACUUCUAAAGGAAGCCUUAACAAGCACAUGAGAGUUCACACUGGAGAGAAGCCUUACACAUGCAAUCAGUGUGGAAAGAGUUUCAGUUUUCAUGGAAACCUUAAAGUCCACAUGAGAGUUCACACUGGAGAGAAACCUUUCAUCUGCCAGUGGUGUGGAAAGAGUUUCAGUCAACAUGUAAAUCUUGAAUCUCAUAUGAGAAUUCACACUGGAGAGAAGCCUUUCACCUGCAAACAGUGUGGAAAGAGUUUCAGUCAAAAUGGAAACCUUAUUCACCAUAUGAGAAUUCACACUGGAGAGAAGCCUUUCAUCUGCAAACAGUGUGGAAAGAGUUUCAGUCAACCUGGAACCCUUAAUUACCAUAUGAGAGUUCACACUCGAAAGAAACCCUUCACCUGCCUUAACGCCCACAGACGAAUUCACACUAUGGAGAGAUUAUUUACCUGCCAACUGUGUGGAAACCAUUUUACUCAUAAAGGAAGUCUUAACAGGCACAUGAGAACUCACACUGAGGAGAAGCCUUACACAUGCCCUCAGUGUGGAAAGAGUUUCAGUCAAAAACGAUACCUUGAAGUUCACAUGAGAAUUCACACUAGAGAGAAGUUUAAACCAAAAAGGUAACCUUAGGUACCACAUGAAGAUUUACUCAAGAUGGACCUGUUAUUGUAUGAGUUGUACAGACAAUAAAAGCCAAGGAAUCAUUCAGGGGCAUCGGAGAGAAGCCUGUCAUGUGCCUUCACUGUAGAAAGACUUCAAGAAACAAAGCAAAUCUUGAGUUUCACAUAAGAUGGAUGAUGGCAUACCAUCUUCUGUAGAGCUGCUUUACAGCUGAAUCAUUUGACAUCGGCACCUAACUGACAUUUACAUUGGUACCUAACUGAUUUUAGUCAACACUGAACUGAUUCUAAUUGAAUAACUACAUUGCUGUCUCUUGUAGAACUGAUAACAUCUGAAUUUGUCAUUUCAAACUGAUGAACUUCACAGUGAUUGAUCUGAACUGACUUGAGCUGAAUAAUGACACUCUUGUCUUUUAGAUUUGCUUUACAGCGGAGUCUUCAUUGCCUCCUGUAGCGUUUGGACCAAUCAGACACAAUUAUUUGUUUAACAAAUAAAUCAUUUAACAAAUCCUAAGACUCCUCACCAAACCAACAAGCCAACUAUGACUUACCCCGAAAUGCAACUAAUGGCUCAAAAAGGCAGAACAGGCCUCUGGUUCCAUGACAACCAAACACAAAUCAUCUGAUAACACUGGUUUUAUUGCUCAAAGGAAUUUGGGCAGAGCAACUCACUACAUUUCCAAAACACAUAAUGCCUAUAGAAAAGGACUCUUCUCUAAUUAAUUCAUAGACAAACAUUUCUGAGAAUGAACACUAAUAUCCUCAGGUCAUUGUGUGUAUUAUUACUGUUCUUGUAUAUUGUCUAUUGUAUUGUAUACUGUUUUACGCAUGCGUUAUGAUAGAAACACUAGUUAAUGUAACCUCACCUGUACCAUGUCUGGUAGGGGUGGGGUAAAAAAAUCAAUACAGCAUAGUAUUGCGAUAUUUUCCGCAGAAAUACUGUAUUGAUACACGGAAGCCAAGUAUCAAUCUUUUAUUAUACUAGCCUAUUUGGUAGAAUAAUAAAAUCAAUAUCUUUACAGUCCACUA